Nomascus leucogenys (northern white-cheeked gibbon) is the source of this 1716-nucleotide messenger RNA. RefSeq names its product apolipoprotein B mRNA editing enzyme catalytic subunit 3G (gene APOBEC3G). Gene Ontology annotation, molecular function: RNA binding; zinc ion binding; cytidine deaminase activity. The transcript has 10 exons. Gene Ontology annotation, biological process: defense response to virus; cytidine to uridine editing; DNA cytosine deamination. NCBI's taxonomy places the organism in Eukaryota, Metazoa, Chordata, Mammalia, Primates, Hylobatidae. Gene Ontology annotation, cellular component: nucleus; cytoplasm; P-body. The coding region runs from base 16 to 1716 and encodes 566 amino acids. The record is from RefSeq and is a predicted model, not a curated record.
UGUGUCUUCAGAAACAUGGUGGACGGAAUGGAUCCACACACAUUCUCCUACAACUUUAAUAAUAGACCCAUCCUUUCUCGUCGGAAUACCGUCUGGCUGUGCUACGAAGUGAAAACAAAGGAUCCCUCAAGGCCCCGUUUGGACACAGAGAUCUUUCGAGGCAAGGUGUAUUCCAAGCUUAAGUACCAUGCAGCGAUGAGAUUCCUCCACUGGUUCAGCAAUUGGAGGAAGCCGCAUGGUGACCAGGAGUAUGAGGUCACCUGGUAUGUAUCCUGGAGCCCCUGCACAAAGUGUACAAGGAAGGUGACCACGUUUCUGGCUGAGGACCCGAAGGUUACCCUGACCAUCUUUGUUGCCCGCCUCUACUACUUCUGGAAGCCAGAUUACCAGGAGGCGCUUCGCAGCCUGUGUCAGAAAAGUGACGGUGCGCGUGCCACCAUGAAGAUCAUGAAUUAUGACGAAUUCCAACACUGUUGGAACAAGUUCGUGUACAACCAAAGAGAGCUAUUUGAGCCUUGGAAUAAUCUGCCUAAACAUUACAUAUUACUGCACAUCAUGCUGGGGGAGCUUCUCAGACACUUGAUGGAUCCACGCAUAUUCACUUCCAACUUUAACAAUGAACCUUGGGUCAGAGGACGGCAUGAGACUUACCUGUGUUAUGAGGUGGAGCGCCUACACAAUGACACCUGGGUCCUGCUGAACCAGCACAGGGGCUUUCUACGCAACCAGAUUCCAGAUAUACACGGUUUCCCUGAAGGCCGCCAUGCAGAGCUGUGCUUCCUGGACCUGAUUUCCUUGUGGAAGCUGGACCCGGCCCAGGACUACAGGGUCACCUGCUACACCUCCUGGAGCCCCUGCUUCAGCUGUGCCCAGGAAAUGGCUAAAUUCAUUUCAAAUAACAAACGUGUGAGCCUGUGCAUCUUCGCUGCCCGCAUCUAUGAUGAUCAAGGAAGAUAUCAGGAGGGCCUAUGCACCCUGGAUAGUCCUAGGGCCAAAAUUUCAGUGAUGACAUACAGUGAAUUUAAGCACUGCUGGGACACCUUUGUGGACUGCCAGGGAUGUCCCUUCCAGCCCUGGGAUGGACUACAGGAGCACAGCCAAGCCCUGAGUGGGAAGCUGAGGGCCAUUCUGGGAGGCGGGGCCCCUACAGUAGUGGCAGAGCCGGGACCCCGGACACAGCUGCAUGGGCUCCAGACCCAAGUGGAACCUCCAUUCUGGUCCCAGGGUGACCCGGGCUGGGACCAGGGUGAAUCUCAGCUGAAGCCUGCACCUGUGAAGGAGGCCAUUCUCCCUGCUCCCAUCCCUGCCGCCCACAUGGGAACCAGCUCCUUCCUGUCCCCGGGGACCUUUCCUGGGCUCUGGUGGAAACUCCAGUGGGAUUGCUGCCAGAUCGCCUGGUUCAUAUCCUGGAGCCCCAGCCCGGACCAUGUGGUGAAAGUGGCCGAGUUCCUGGCCAAGCACAACAAAGUGAAGCUGAGCAUCUUCACCGCCCGCCUCUACCACGACUGUGACCCGGGAUUCCAGCAUGGGCUUCGUAGACUGCAGGACAAAGGGGCACGUAAUUUGAACACUGUUGAGAAGACUGUGUACAAGAGAGAUGCGCCAUGUCAGUCUCGCAAGGGACAGCCUGAAAACUACCCAUCUCCGGUCACCAAGUUGGAGGGGAGCCUCACAGCUGAUCCCCUCGCUCCUCUCAGCUCCUCCUCAGCCUCCUGA